Molecule: messenger RNA, 2019 nt
Organism: Guillardia theta CCMP2712
Lineage: Eukaryota; Cryptophyceae; Pyrenomonadales; Geminigeraceae
Exons: 9
Coding region: 1-2019 (672 amino acids)
Source: RefSeq, a predicted model, not a curated record
AUGCCGGUGACGGAGGAGGAUCUCGCUCAAGAAGGGCGUGCAUUGAUCGACCAGGGUGACUACAGUCAGGCACGGUCUUCCCUCCUCGUUGCCAUCAGUCUUUUCCCUGACAGCGCGAGGAUCAACUAUGACUUCUGGAAGGCCUGCUGCCUUGCUCGUGAUGACGCCCGUGCCAACUCCCUUCUCGGCGAUAUCUGCCAGAAGGAGGACAUGCUGUCGCAAUUCUGCGAGCUCAUCCUGGUGGACCUACGGCAGUUCGCUGCGGGGAACAAGGAUGCAGGGAACUUUGUUCGAUCAGGGAUCUUGAUACCGAGCAAGACAGACGUGGAGGCUCCGUUGGAGAAGUGCCUCUCUCUGCUCUUCGACGGCAAGGAAGAGGCUGACGAUGGUUCAACCUGGAACAUCCUGUUGAGCCUCGGCAAGUUGACGGACAACAGCACAGCCCUGUGGUGGAGGGCGUGCGAGUUCACCUUUGAGCUCGACACGAGGGCGAGGGGGGAGAUGAUGGGAGAGGAUCCUUUCUCGACGUUCUGCACCGAGUGGUCCAAGUUGCUGGCGGUGGAGUGCGUCGGCAAGGUGAUGAAGGGAGAGGUCCUGAAGGAGGAGGAGCUGGUCAAGGUACAACCGUAUAUAGAGAGAUCUGUCCUGCAUCACUUUGGGCUGGGCGACUGGGUUGCCAUCCGAUCCCUGAUGGAAUCUUUCGUCGGCUGCUGCCCUCCUGAAGCUUUGAAGAAUUUCCCGCUCCGCAAUGCCCCGGCCCCAAGGGCGGCCACAGGGGGGCCAGGAAAGCAUCCAAACCAGCAUCUGGCCAGCUCGAGAUUGGUCUCCUCCUCCAUAACCAACGCAGUCUGCCAGAGUCUGAGCUCCAAGUCAGGUCUAGGGGACUUGCACCCGGUCGUGGGGUACCUAUGCUUGCUCGGCUCGUAUCUGGUGGACCUGUUGAGGUACUCCCUCUUCUGUAGGUACGGCAGCGAAGAUACAGUGAGCCUGAAUGCUACCUGCUCGUCCGUCUCAGAAGCUCAGGAGGUUGCGGACAACAGCCAUGAAGGAGCAUCCGUGCUCUCGGGAUGGUUCUACCUGACCCCCGGCGAAACCCCGCGGGAGUCCGCGGACAAGGAGAAGGAGGGAGUGCAUGAUUCCGCUGAGCCCUCCGCCCUCGGGAAGAGAGGGCGAGCGGGGGCAGAAGAAGGAUUCACUUCUGCUGUUACCACAGCGGGAGCCAACGGAUGGAGGAAAGAUAUUCAGAUGUCCCUCUCACGACAGUUGAAGACGCUCUCCUCAAUCUGGGAAGCCUUCAUGGAUCCGGCCAUUCAGAACCUCGCAAGCGAUCAUGUGAAGAUGCAGAGUCAGUGGGGGGUUGCGUUCUCGCAGCUGAAUGACGUCAUGAUGCACAUCGCAUGGCACAGGAAUGAUAAGAAGGACGUCGAAGAUAGGUUGACGAAAAUGUGCGCAUUCUCCUCGCUUUCUCCCAUCGAAAAAUUGAGGGAAAUAUUGCAAGAAACGGUUUCCAGUGGCCACGCCAACAAGCUACAAUGGUAUGAGAACGAAGACUACAACGACAUCUUCACCGUGCAUGGGAUCAAGGACAGAUACACAUUCCAACACUUCCCCCUGACCUGGAGUGAGAUUCUACUUCAUGCCAUCAUAUGCUGCGAGCAACAAGUGGUUCCCAAGAGCCUAGCGGCUGAAUACCUCCUCCUCCUUGCUCAGGUCAGAUGGCCGAGGCUGGCGGAGAUGGCGGAGAGGUUUCUGCAGGCAGACAUGGUCGAUGUGCACUCGCUGGCUUCCAAGGAGACGCUGACACUCGUCUACAACGUGGAGCUGUUGGAGCUCUUGUUCAACGUGCUCACACGAGAGAAGGCAAGAGGAAGCAACGAGAAGAAGAUAGCAAACACGCGGCAGCUUCUAGAGAAGCAGAUGAGCGGCUUGGGAAAGGAGUCAGCUGGGACGUUCACCGUGUCAACCAUGCUCGAGAAGCUCCUCGCUCUCAACGGGAGGAGGGAGGUCAGAGAGGAGUGA